AUUACAUACUGUGCAUCACUGCCCUUCCUUCCACAGGCAUUUAUUGAGCGCCCGCUGUACGCCAGGAACUGUGUUGGGUGCUGCUACCUAAGCGACAACGACCCAAUGCCAGGACGGCCUGCUGGCCAAGGGGCGGGCCUCCGCGGUCCGCCACGGUAGCCGCGCGCCACGCAGGCCGCCGGACAGGAAAUACCCGCGGGCGGGAUAGCGGAGGCGUGGCGGACCGGUCCCCGCCCUCCGUGGCAGGGCUGCAGCGGGCCAGGCGGUGGCGCCGUAGAGGGUGCAGCCGGCGGCCACGGCUCGGGGCGCUGUGGCCGGGCGCGCGCAGAUGGCGGCGCCGGGCGCCGGGCCCGGGCCGGGGCCACCCCCGGGGCUGGAAGCCGCCCUGCAGAAGCUCGCGCUGCGACGGAAAAAGGUGCUGAGUGCCGAGGAGAUGGAGCUGUACGAACUGGCGCAGGCGGCUGGCGGCGCCAUAGACCCCGAUGUGUUCAAGAUUCUAGUGGACCUGCUGAAGUUAAACGUGGCGCCCCUUGCCGUCUUCCAAAUGCUCAAGUCUAUGUGUGCUGGGCAAAGACUGGCGAGCGAGCCCCAGGACCCUGCGGCCGUGUCUCUGUCCACUUCGAGCGUGUCCGAGACCAGAGAGGCCUCCUUUCUCUCUGCCAAGAACUGUAGCCCCCCUGCAAGGCCCUCCUUUUCCUCGGCCCCACGGCCUGCGGCCUCUCCAGUUCUGCGCCACGGCCCAGCUGCCACGCACUCGCCUCUCUCUCCAGGGGCCCCCGCUUCCCUGCGGUUCUCUUGCUGCCUGUUCUCUCCUUUUGCAGGUUGCGUUUAUUGGUUUAUCUCUGGGGGUUGGUGCUCGCUGUCAUUUCUGUGGAAACUGCUGUGGCCCCAGAAAGCCAAAGCAGCUUUUAGCUGCAAGGGCAGGACCCUGUGGGCCAUCCCUGCCAUACAGCUUAGAGGCCAGGGACAUGAUUAUACAGCUCAGUAUUAAAGGCAACUUGCAGUACUUUUAGAACGGGGCCAAUGCGCCCCAGCCUCCCCAGGCUAAAUCUGGGGUGUGAGACCUGUGUACUGUAGAGGUGCCCCCCACCCCAGACGAUGACAGGCCGAGGGACAGGAGAGCCUUUUUACUUUGCUGUGGG
Manis pentadactyla (Chinese pangolin) is the source of this 1142-nucleotide messenger RNA. It is a transcript of the gene MZT2B, whose product is annotated as mitotic spindle organizing protein 2B. The transcript has 3 exons. NCBI's taxonomy places the organism in Eukaryota, Metazoa, Chordata, Mammalia, Pholidota, Manidae. Gene Ontology annotation, cellular component: spindle; centrosome. The record is from RefSeq and is a predicted model, not a curated record. Bases 329 to 991 code for a protein of 220 amino acids.